This is a messenger RNA of Salvelinus fontinalis (brook trout), 5001 nucleotides long. Its product is annotated as endoplasmic reticulum membrane sensor NFE2L1-like. The transcript is spliced from 6 exons. Gene Ontology annotation, molecular function: RNA polymerase II cis-regulatory region sequence-specific DNA binding; DNA-binding transcription factor activity, RNA polymerase II-specific. Gene Ontology annotation, biological process: regulation of transcription by RNA polymerase II. Bases 770 to 3046 code for a protein of 758 amino acids. Gene Ontology annotation, cellular component: nucleus. Lineage: Eukaryota; Metazoa; Chordata; Actinopteri; Salmoniformes; Salmonidae. The record is from RefSeq and is a predicted model, not a curated record.
CUAUCAGUAGUAUAUUUAAUCGCAUGUGUUUAGUACAUGUCAUACAUGAACUACUCUUGUUACAAGUGAUAGCCUACUUUAUUCUAAAAUAUGUGAUUCAAUCCAUGUUGCGAGGCUUGUCUGGAUUACCCAGCGCGGAUGUCAUUAUUUUCUAGUUCAUUCUAGCACGGCAGAUGGCAGCAAUGCACAUAGGGAUGGAUUGACAGACAGCACAGACAGUAUGAUAUUCUACUUUGGAGCCUGCGCACCGAGUGGCUGUGUGUGUGUGUUUAGCCAUUGAUUUGGCAGGGUUGGGAGGUAUAGUCUAUAGAGGGGCAUGGUUUUUGACGCCGCAGAGUUAUAGAAAAAAUAAAAGUGAAACGGUAGGCUUUACGUCAUGUAGGGUGGGGACAGCGAACUGCGUGGUGAACUGAGCAGGGUUUAAAAGUCUUCUCUCUCCGAUUUGGAGUCAGAAUACAAAAUCUUCCAAAAGGAUUGGGUUUGCUGCUUUUCCACUGAUGUGCCUAUUGUUGACAACUUUUGUCUCCAUAGUCCGGAUUUAACGAUAUUUGGAAGAGUGAAGAGGAGAGGAUACAGAACUUUUUAAUUUCACCAUAGUGUCUAUUUUGGUGUAUCCUAAAUAGCCUUAUUGAAACUUGAAGCUAUAGAUAACCCGUCAACAGACAAUAAGUCAUCGGAGGCUUACACUUGGCAAUUUUCCACCCCACCACGUCUCCAUUCCCUUUCCCCUCAUUUCUUGCACUCACCCUGUAAACUCCGAAGACAAGACAUGGUGUGUCUGAAGAAAUAUUUCACAGAGGGCUUGAUCCAGGUAGCUAUCCUGCUCAGUCUGGUUGGCGUCAGAGUAGAUGUCGGCCCUUACCUGCCCCCCUGGAACGAGAUGAUCUUGGGCCCCACCUCGGCCCUCACCCAGACUCAGUUCCACAACCUCCACAACCAGCUGGAUGGCCAGGACCUCCACCCCAAGAGUGUAGACCUGGACGGCUUCUUCACAACCCGGAGGCUCCUGGGCUGGGUCCGCUCCCUGGACCGCCUCCGGGUGCCUAGCUCGGAGCUAGAAACCUGGCUUGUGCGGCGCGAGCCUGAUGCCCUGGUGGUGGGGGCUCCUGGUCAGCCAGCCCCCCUGGAGGGAGGGGCAGGUGGGUUGGAGGAUCAUGCGGGUGACCAGGUGGAGUCGGUCAUGAGGUCAAGCGUGGUGGCGGGGUCGCAGGAGUCGGGUUACGGGCCAAUCAGAGAGGACAGUUUGGACACCACGGCGCCGCUUCUAAGAAGAAGCCAUGAGGAGGAGGAUGAGGAUGAAGAUCUCUAUGAAGAGGAUACAGAUAUGCUUUGGCAGGAUCACUCUGAUCUUGGACGUCAUCAGAGGCCUGAGGAGGAGCUGGUGGGGGACACCUGGAGAGAAAUCUGGAGGGAUGGUGGACGCUUUUACGACCAUGCGAAUAGAGAACUCGCACAGGAUUUAUCUGAUCAGUUUGCCAGCUUGGAAGCUCAGUCCUCAAUGUCCUUCCAGGAAUGUCUACAGCUCUUGGAAGACACCUUCCCUUUUGGAGAGGAGACAGAGCUGUCAGACCCAGUUGGCGAAGAUCGGAGGGAAGCCGCCAGCGGAGAGGACCCAACCCCUGUCCGAGAGCUUCUUCUGUCCCCCCUGCUGUCCCACGAGGAUCCCUCUCUGGACUUGGAGCAGCAGUGGCGUGAUAUUCUCGCCACCAUGGAGCCAGAAGAUAUGGAUAUGGACCAUGGCAGAGAUGCAAUGCAAUCUGGAUCUAUUCAGAGUUCCAGCUUGAUGGACCCCGUUCACCAGGAUGUCAGCCUUCAUCAGGCAAUCCUGCCCGGAAGCAGCCAGGAUAGUUACCCCUUCAACUCCAGCUUUGGGGGCAGUGUUCCCCUGGAGGCCCCACUCCAGCCAGCCCUGCUCAGUCAGUCCUCCAGCGGACCUGACUUUGACCUUAACUUGACCUUUGGCCCAUCUGACCUGACAGAUACCACUCUUCCUUUGGCACUCAAUGGCACAGUUGGCAACCCCAUGGCUUCCAUUCAGUCAAGCCUCUUUCUGGAGGAACCAGUCCUGCCUAGCCCACUCGGCUCCCUAUUAGGUGAUGCCUUGCUGGAUGAGGUUAGUUUCCUGGACCUGGCUCUGGAGGAAGGCUUCAACCCAACACAGGCCUCCCAACUUGAGGAGCUAGACUCGGACUCUGGACUUUCUCUGAACUUCAGCCACAGCCCUGCAUCCCCUAGCAGCUCGGAGGCAUCCUAUUCCUCUUCUUCAUCAUCUUCAUCAUCUGACUCUUCUGUGUUUUCUGACGAAGGGGCUAUGGACUACAGCUCUGACAUGGAGGUUAUUGUGACGCGAGAGGAAGGUGCCGUGGGAGGCUACUCCCCAGAAGUCCGUAAGAUGUGCAGCACAAGCUACCAGAAGCCUGGGCGUUUCAACAACCUCCCUUGGUUGGAACAAGUGGGCCACGACCAUACCUACAACCAGCCAAGGGCCACCUCUCCCACGCAGGGAAAAUCACGUUACAGCAAAACCUAUGAGCAUGACAUUUCCGAUAAGCUUUGGGGCCGUGAUGAGCGCCGGGCUCUCGCCAUGAAAAUCCCCUUCUCCAACGAUCUCAUUGUCAACCUGCCUGUGGAGGAGUUCAACGAACUUCUGACCAAGCAUUGUCUCAGUGAGGCCCAGCUCAACCUGAUCCGAGACAUUCGCAGGCGGGGCAAAAACAAGAUGGCCGCUCAGAACUGCCGCCGACGCAAGCUUGAUGUCCUGUUUGAGCUCGAGGAGGGAGUAGAAGGAUUAUGCCGCCACAAGGCCCGUCUGUUGAAGCAAAAGGCAGAGAACCUUCGCUCUGUCCGGGAAAUGAAGCAGCGGCUCAGUGGUCUUUACCAGGAGGUUUUUUCCCGUCUGCGGGAUGAGCAAGGAAGACCCUUGCCUGCCACUGACUACACCCUCCAAUUUGGAAAUGAUGGACAGGUCCUACUUGCUACACGGAACAGUUCAGCCAGUGAGCAAAACCGCAAGCCCCACAAGAAACAGAAGAACAGAAAAAAGUGAACAUUUGUUGGGUGUGCAGUUUGGUGUAGCACUCAAGGAGUCGUUUGACAAGGGGAUGGCUGUAAAGAGUCAAGAAUUUCUCACAAUAAGAGGAAACUGAAAAGGAAAGAUGUAAGAGGAAACCUAAAUCAGUUUAAUAUGCUCUGAUAGUUUAUUUGCUGGAAAGGACAUGUAGCACAAAUAUGAUCAUGCAAGAAUCUUGUGAGCAUCUUGGAAAAACAAAGGGAAAACCUGUCUCAGGAGCAACAUAACUGUUGGGAGGACCAUGUCAGCCUUCCAAAUAAAUACAGUACAUAAAACACUAAGGUGACAAGGAGGAAGGGCUAACCUACGGCCUUCAGCCAACAGAGACAAGACUGGGCUCUUGGCGCAAUGCGGGCACAUUGCUGUCCCGGUCUUCCAGUGCCUAUAUGUUGAGGGUAGGCCUAGGUUCCUUGAAGUCAUCACUCACCGGACAGUUUAUUAGGUACACAUCUAGUACCAGCUCAGAGCCACUUUGCCUCCAGAACAACCCGAACUCUUCGGUGCAUGGAUUCUACAACGUGUCGGAAACGUUUGUUGCUCAAUUGGUAUCAAGGAAAAACAUUCCCCACACCAGCUUGUACCAGGCAGGAUGGGUCCAUGGACUCAUGCUGUUUAUGCCAAGUCCUGACUCUGACGCAACAGGAACUGGGAUUCAACAGACCAAUUUUUUUCCAGGCCUCAAUUGUCCAGUGUUGGUGAUGACAUGCCCACUAGAGCCACUUCUUGUUUUUAGCUAAUAGGAGUGGAACACGGUAUGGUGUCUGCUGCAAUAGUCCAUCUGUGACAAGGAUGAACAAGUUGUGCGUUCCGAGAUGCCGUUCUGCACACCACUGUUGUACUGCAGCAUUAUUUCUCUGUUUGUGGCCCGCCUGUUAGCUUGCACCAUUCUUGCAAUUCUCCUUUGACCUCUCUCAUCAACGAGCUGAUUUCGCCCACAGGACUGCCGUUGACUGGAUGUUUUUUGUUUGUCGCACCAUUCUCGGUAAACCCUAGACACUGCUGUGUGUGAAAAGCUCUGGAGGGUGGGAGUUUGAGAUACUGGAUCUGGUGAGCCUGGCACCGACGAUCAUACCACGCUCAGGUCACUCGUUGCCCAUUCUAACGUUCAAUCAAAUAGUAACUGAAUGCCUCGAUGCCAAUCUGCCAGCUUUACAAAGCAAGCCUCAGCCACAAGACUCACUGUCUGUAGGAGUGAUCCAUUUUCAUGAACAGGGUGGUGUACCUAUUCAUCCUGUUAUAAAUUGACCGGUGAGUGUAUACCCAAGUAAAAAGGACAGGGGAGCCUGGUUGAGAACAAAAGGGAACCAAAAAGAUUUGCUCCAGUCUAAAAACUGAACACAAGUUACCAUUAACUGGUGCAUUAUGGCUGUCAGUGAAGAAGUUGGAUAGUGCUUUUAGUAAAGCCUUAGUUACCCACACAGCUAUCUGUGGUUCUCAGGGGAUGUGACUACAUGACAUGAUGCAGACAAUGGUACAAUGAUAUUCAGGAAAUAGACUGGUUUAAAGUACCUGAAUAUAAUAUUUACUCAGGCCGUGCCAACAAUAUUGUGUUAAUGAUAUGGUUGUGGACUUUUAUUUGUAACAAGUUGAAAUUGAAUGCCUUAUCACCGGUAUCAUACUGGAAUAUAACUUAAUGCUGCAUAAAAUAUCACAGCAUUUUCAUAAAUGUUAAAAAGUCAAAUGUAUGAAAUGCCACUACAAGUACUGUGAUUGUGGCUUUACACUACUUUUAUGCUUUGUCAAGUGUCCAAUCAACAGAAAAGUAUAAAAAACAAUUUAAAACCCUGAAUUAGGUGCUUUAUGGUAUUAUUGGUUAUAAAAGAACAAUAUUUUGUUUUUGGAGGUUCUCACCUCAUUCUGUUUCCUACUUUUGAGUACUUGCUGGCAACCAAGGGAUAUUACUUUUGGGUGAAUAAAACAUUUUCAACAUA